CACCGCUGGCCCAGAUUCGAUGCGACCGUCGCGAAGUGUAGGUGACACCCGACUUUGCUCGCGAGUUCACUCGGGCCUCCCGGCUCCUCGUCCAUUCUCAUCGAGCAUCCGUGACAAGUGCGGCACAGUUACCGUCGAUCGCCACGCGCCCGUGCAGAUCCAGAGCCGCCACAGCAGCCGCCGAUGAAAGUCCAGUGCGCGUGCUGUUCGGAAAUCGACGCCGCCGCUCGGAAGUCUCCCGCGAAACUCGUCGACGCCUGUGGCCGGUGUAUCGCAUUUCGCGCCGCUCUCUGCACGACCUGGCGGAACCACGCGCGCUAGCGCGACCCCGCUGACACGAGAGAUCUCAGGCCGAGUGUGUCGGAAGUGCCUCGUACGAUGUGACUUCCCAAGUGUAGUUCAACACGUAGUUCUACGGACAUCAACGACCGUGUGACAAGAGAGUUUACGUCGCUACUCCCGCGCGAUCCCUGCGCCGCCCUCUCGGCCGUUUUACGCGCUGCGAUCGUCGUCUCCACGCUUCGAGAGCACGCGGGACGCGACAGCGUCGCGAGCACACGACGUUCUCUGGCUGCCGCCUCGUCAAAUGACCUCAAGUUUCCUGGUGAGUGCAUCCUCACAUACAUGGAGUUUCAGCUGGAUAGUGCAGAAUACUGCCAGGCUCAACACAAAUAGAGAGACGCGCCCAACCAUCCUAGAACCUGCUAGGUAUUGUUAAAGGGGAAGCAAGGAGGAAUUAUCUUUAAUCAGGCAAAAACAAAAAAAAAAGAAACAAAUUGGAUAUUAUUGGGAUCAUUGCCUCAAAGUCCGAAAAUCAUCAGCUAGUCAUCACGCAAGGCAUAGAGAAAUUAAAUAGAAUCAAUUAUUAAUUUACAUUAUUAAAUGCAAGCAUCGUAGUUACUGAGCGCACCUGAUCCAGGCGCACCCAGUGCCAAAUAGAUAAUCUUCCGAAUCAUAGUCAAGGAUCCCAAGUGGGAAUCAAUCGCAUAUCAACAACGCCUAAUGUAACGUAGCCCUCACUUUUUCAGCGAAAUUCGCACCCCAACAACCCUUCUCGAGGUCUACAUGUGAACCCACUGUUCUGUCCUCUGUAAAAAAAUAACAAAGUAUUCAAUUAGUUAAAUGAGAAACAACUCGAUAAGACUGACAUCUAUGGGCUAAGUUGUCAAAUCCGAUCUUUGUUGCUUCGUAUAGUGUGGCACAUUACAAAUACAAAAAGAAACCGUGUCGUACAAAAUCAUUAAAAAGAGUUAGAACAAUACAAAAAAAGGAGUCAGGAGUAUACCAGUUGUUGUCCAGGAGGAAAUGAGCAACAUGAGGGUGAAGGACAUCAGGCCGGCGCCCGCCGAAAUCGAAUACAAAAACAUGAAGUUCCUCAUCACUGAUCGGCCCAAUGAUCAGACCAUUCAUACAUUCAUCCAAGAACUGAAGAAGCACAAUGUGAAAGAAGUAGUGAGGGUCUGCGAACCAACAUACAAGAUCGAGGAACUUAGAGGAGAAGGGAUUAAUGUCAUAGACUUGGUUUUCGAUGAUGGCACAUUUCCACCUAACGAAGUCGUCGAUGAAUGGUUCGAAUUGCUGAAGAAUCGGUUCCGCGAGUCCCCAGACGCAUGUGUAGCAGUACAUUGCGUUGCGGGACUUGGCAGAGCACCAGUGUUAGUAGCACUUGCUCUGAUUGAACUGGGACUAAAGUAUGAAGAUGCAGUUGCAUUAAUCAGAGAGAAAAGACGAGGUGCCAUCAACGCAAAGCAGCUGGCCUAUCUUGAAAAAUAUCGUCCCAAAUCUCGGCUGAAGCUCAAAAAUGGACAAAAGAACUCCUGCUGCGUCCAAUAGAUUAAAACGAUUUCUUUGAAAAAAAGUUACUAAUUCAUACUGAUUGGUAUACCUAAUUGUAUAGGUUUUCAUGCCUGGUAACAAGAGACAUACUGUACCGACUCUGUUCUGAAAGGCUUAUCAAUGGAAAUGCAACCAAAUUACUUCUUGAACAAUUUGAAAAAUCAUAUUUCACACCAUCAAAUUCAUUAUCAGGAUCAGUAAUCGAUUUAAGAGAGAAGCAGAACUACUUGGAAUGAUUUGUCACUUUUCAUUUACGAAAGUUUUUGUAUUUAUUUUUGAUACUAAAUUAAGAUAAAAUGCUGUGUGUGUGUGUAGAUCAGGAAGAAGAAGCCUUUCGUGCUUGAUAAAAUUAGUAGCGAAUUCGAAUGGAUCUGAUUACCUGUAUAUUAAAAAAACUGGAUCAACUUAUGCAUUGUACAUCAUACUCGGUGCCUCGUUCAAGGCUGUUACGUACAACAAAUUUUCGAAGCCUGCAUUUACUUGGUCCUAGAAAAUUAUAAUAUUCAAUAUGUUACCAAUCAUUUUAUGAAUAUUAGUUGAUGCGUUAUUUAUACGAAAUAUGUUAGGGAUUAUUGAGAGAAAAGAAAACGCAUUAAAUUCUCAUCAUUUCUUGUAAAAAUGGUUCCUUUGAUACUAUUGUAUCCAGCUGUUGUAAAACGUAGCUUUUUAGAGAAAUUAGUGCAAUGAAAACUUACGUUUUUCCAGAACGGUUGAAUACAGGAAAUAUUUAAGUGUCUUAUCGAGAACAAUUUUUAAAACCAGAACAAAUAAAAAGACAAGAUCUGUACACAAGCCUUUUUUUUACAAAUAAUGAGAUAAAUCAUAUUUAUUGAAGGAGUAUGUAUCAUACAACACUCAACAAAGUGUGGUUUGUACAAUAGUGAUAUAUUAUUUUUAUUCGAGGGAAUGUGAUUGAUAUAACAAUCUAUUCACUUUAAUUUGUAAAUGUAUUCGAUCCGAUUGAUUAACUGGUGUGCACACGAUAAUGCAAAUAUUCUGUGGACAUUGUUCUUUGUUUUUGACGGGUAACAUAAAAUUGGUGUUUAACCUGAAUAUGAUGCAUGAGCGACUAGUAUUGAAGUGCAGCAUAUAUUUUGAGACACUUAUCACAAUUAUAAAACGAAAAGCGUAAAAUUUGUAUAAAAAUUGAAUAUAAAAUAAAGAAAAAUUUCGUAAAGGUA
Messenger RNA from Megalopta genalis, 3017 nucleotides. Its product is annotated as PRL-1 phosphatase. Gene Ontology annotation, biological process: protein dephosphorylation. Lineage: Eukaryota; Metazoa; Arthropoda; Insecta; Hymenoptera; Halictidae. The record is from RefSeq and is a predicted model, not a curated record.